CGGAGUGGGCCACGGGGGCUGUCAGGUCUGUGACCCGGGAGGAAACGCUUCCCCCCUCGGGGCGGCAUCUGGCUCCGCCGCCCGGUUCAUGUCGGAGCGGGAACGCUGCGGGCGGCAUGGAGAGUUUGGGGCUGCAGGCCGUCACCCUCACCGACGGCUCCACCGCCUACAUCCAGCAGGCCCUCAAAGGAGAGAAGGUCCUGGAGGAGCAGGUGAUUGAGCUGGACGACGAGACCACCACGUACAUCCACCAAGUGACAGUCCAGAACGAGUUUCUCGCCUUCGAGGACGGUCAGCCUGUGCAGCUAGAGGAUGGCACCGUGGCCUACAUCCACCGAACCCCCAAAGAGGGCUUCGACCCAGGGGCCCUGGAGGCCGUCCAGCUGGAGGACGGCUCCACGGCCUACAUCCACCACCCCGGGCCGCCGCCACCCUUGGAGAGCCCAGGGCUGACCGUGCAGGUGGAGGCCGGCGCGCAGCUGGGGGAGCUGCCUGCGGAGGAGGAAGAGGAGGAGGACGAAGAGGAGGAGGAGGAGGAGGAGGAACCAGAGGGGGAGGCGGAGGAAGCCUCCUUCAGCGUGGACACAGUGGCCGCCCUGGAGCAGUAUGCCAGCAAGAGCUGCGACGGAGGGGAAGACAGCGUGCCCACCCACUUGAAGGCCGAAGUUUCCAGUGGCGUCGUACCCCAGUUCCUGCACAUCCGGCCACCGUCCCCCAUCGCCCGGGGACAGAGGGCCUUCUGCUGCGGGUAUAAGGGGUGCGGCCGCCUCUACACCACCGCCCAUCACCUCAAGGUCCACCUGCGAGCCCACACCGGGGACCGCCCCUACAGGUGUACUUUCCCCAGCUGCGGAAAGGCCUUCGCCACAGGCUAUGGACUGAAGAGCCACAUGCGGACGCACACCGGGGAGAAGCCGUACAAGUGCCCGGAAGAGCUCUGCAGCAAGGCCUUCAAGACGUCCGGGGACCUGCAGAAACACAUCCGCACGCACACCGGCGAGCGUCCGUUCCGCUGCCCGUUCGAGGGCUGCGGCCGCAGCUUCACCACGUCCAACAUCCGCAAGGUCCACGUGCGCACGCACACCGGCGAGCGGCCCUACCUGUGCCCGGAGCCCGGCUGCGCCCGGGGCUUCACCAGCGCCACCAACUACAAGAACCACAUGCGCAUCCACACAGGAGAGAAGCCCUACGUGUGCACCGUGCCGGGCUGCGGGAAGCGCUUCACCGAGUACUCCAGCCUGUACAAGCACCACGUGGUGCACACGCACUGCAAGCCCUACACCUGCAGCAGCUGCGGCAAGACGUACCGGCAGACGUCCACCCUGGCCAUGCACAAGCGCAGCGCCCACGGCGAGCUGGAGGCCACCGAGGAGAGUGAGCAGGCCCUGUAUGAGCAGCAGCUGGAGGGGGUGAAGGACGAGGGCAGCGUCCAGGCGCAGGUGGCCGUGGUGACGGAGUCCGUGGAGGGUCCCCAGGUGGCCUUGAUAACUCAGGACGGGGCGCAGCAGGUCGCCAUCAUCACCACCGGAGCCAUGGUGUCUGAGGAUUCAGCCGUGGCUUCUCUCCAUCAUCAACAAGUGGCUCUGCUGGCCACAGCCAACGGUACUCACAUAGCUGUGCAGCUGGAGGAGGCGCAGAGCUUGGAGGAAGCUUUAAGCGUGGCCGCGGCCGCCGACCAACAGGAGCCCGGGAGCCUGGAGACCGUGGCCGUGGCCGUGGCCGUGGCUGAGAACGGCUGCUGAGGCGCCUUGGCUGGGGCAGCGGGGCGCUGGGGGAGGGAGGCGCGGGGCCCGCCCGGCCCAGGAACCGGGAUCCCAGCGGAGCUCGCCACCGCCUCGGGCUGAAGUGGCCGGAGGGCGACCGAGGCCUCGGGGCGGCCCCUCCUCUGGCCGGGCCUCCACGUAGACUCUGGGCAAGACCCCUGGGGCUCUCCCGGCUGGAUGCCUCCCCCUGCCACCGCAGAACCGACCCGGAGAGCGGAGAGUCUCGCCCGAGCCCACGUGGCUUCGUUGAGUAAAGCUGCCCGCCCCCCUGGGCGUGGGCAUAGAGCAAUAACCACCUCCUGCCCCGGUCCUCGCCAGCAACGCCGGCGCAGGAAGCAGUUGGCACCUGGCCUCCCCAGGAGGUGGGGCCGGCACUGGGCAGACCCCCCCGGCUUCUGGGCCAGGGGCAAAAAUUCCAUUUUUGUAACUUUCCCCUGGGAUUGCAGGAGGGGUGGCGGAGC
Molecule: messenger RNA, 2224 nt
Organism: Tachyglossus aculeatus (Australian echidna)
Lineage: Eukaryota; Metazoa; Chordata; Mammalia; Monotremata; Tachyglossidae
Gene: ZNF76
Product: zinc finger protein 76
Exons: 14
Coding region: 117-1742 (541 amino acids)
Biological process (GO): regulation of transcription by RNA polymerase II
Molecular function (GO): DNA-binding transcription factor activity, RNA polymerase II-specific; RNA polymerase II cis-regulatory region sequence-specific DNA binding
Source: RefSeq, a predicted model, not a curated record